This is a messenger RNA of Coccomyxa subellipsoidea C-169, 177 nucleotides long. RefSeq lists its product as hypothetical. Gene Ontology annotation, cellular component: nucleus. Gene Ontology annotation, molecular function: DNA-binding transcription factor activity; DNA binding. Gene Ontology annotation, biological process: regulation of DNA-templated transcription. NCBI's taxonomy places the organism in Eukaryota, Viridiplantae, Chlorophyta, Trebouxiophyceae, Coccomyxaceae. The transcript is spliced from 2 exons. The record is from RefSeq and is a predicted model, not a curated record. The annotation marks the transcript as partial.
AAGAAGCCGCGCCUUGUUUGGACAGCUGAGCUGCACGCCCGCUUCAUGAAUGCUGUCACCCACCUGGGGGUGAAGCAUGCGGUGCCAAAGACGAUCCUGCAGCUGAUGAAUGUGGAGGGAAUGACGCGUGAGAACGUGGCGAGCCACCUGCAGAAAUACCGCCUGUACCUGAAGAGG